Molecule: messenger RNA, 2850 nt
Organism: Bipolaris sorokiniana ND90Pr
Lineage: Eukaryota; Fungi; Ascomycota; Dothideomycetes; Pleosporales; Pleosporaceae
Exons: 2
Coding region: 1-2850 (949 amino acids)
Biological process (GO): nucleotide-excision repair involved in interstrand cross-link repair; resolution of meiotic recombination intermediates; double-strand break repair via homologous recombination
Cellular component (GO): nucleotide-excision repair factor 1 complex
Molecular function (GO): damaged DNA binding; single-stranded DNA binding; single-stranded DNA endonuclease activity
Source: RefSeq, a predicted model, not a curated record
AUGCCCGGCGAUGCGCAAGCCCCUGUGAAGCUCUCGUUGCCUCUCGAGUUUCAGCAAGACAUCUUCAAUGAGCUACGCGGGGAAGAUGAGCUCGUCCUUCUCGCCCGUGGUCUCGGCAUUUUGCGCAUAGUCACAAACCUCCUACAUUCGUACGAUGCCGCUGGUAACAACCUCAUACUGCUCGUCGGAGCCGACGACCGCGAGAAUGUGUGGAUCGGUGAGGCGUUGGCCGAGCACGCGGCAGUCAGUAAUGCGCCCAAAUGCCGCGGCCUGAGUCUGGUCAAUACCGAUCUCAUGAGCGUCGGGACACGGGAGAAGAUGUACGCACAAGGGGGCAUAUUCAGCAUUACGUCGCGCAUUCUGAUUGUGGAUUUCUUGUCCGGCCUGCUCAACCCAGAGACGGUGACUGGUGUCGUGGUUCUCCAUGCUGAACGAGUCGUGGCCACGUCCCUGGAAGCCUUCAUCUUGAGAAUAUACCGGCAGAAGAACAAGGUUGGCUUCCUGAAAGCCUUCUCGGACACUCCAGAGCCCUUCACCACGGGAUUUGCUCCGCUCACUAACAUGAUGAAGAAUCUGUUCUUGACAAAACCAGCGCUAUACCCAAGAUUCCAUGUCGCCGUUGCAAACUCGCUAGAAGGGCGCAAGAAGGCCGAAGUGAUUGAAUUGGAGGUGCCCAUGACGGAAGCAAUGCAGGAUAUACAGAAUGCCGUCUUGGCAUGUGUGGAAGCCAGCAUCAGUGAGCUCAAGAAGGCCAAUCCGGGGUUGGAGGUCGAGGACUGGACAGUGGACAGUGCAUUGCAUAAGAACUUUGACCAGAUUAUUCGGCGGCAGUUGGAUCCUGUUUGGCAUCGGACCACGUUCAAGACGCGACAGGUUGUUCGUGACUUGUCGCUCUUGCGGUCCAUUUUACAUGCACUCCUCACCUACGAUGCUGUGAACUUUAACAAGUACCUCGAUACUGUUUUGGCGGCCUCCCAGCCACCACCAGGGUCAACGAAGCAGAACCAGUCUCCCUGGUUGUUUUUAGAUGCUGCUGAUACGAUUUUUACAACAGCUAAGCGGAGGGUAUACACAGGCAAGGUAUCUAACGCCGAGCUAGCCAACGCCUCAAAUGCAGUACCCGAGUCACUGGAACCUGUCUUGGAAGAGUUCCCCAAAUGGACGCAACUAGCAGAAAUUUUGCAAGAAAUUGAGCAAGAUGCAUAUUUGAAUCCCACACCGCAGGACUCGUCAAAUGGGUCAAUUCUCAUCAUGUGCGGCGACCAAGGUACAGCCGCGCAGCUACGGGAAUAUCUACAGACCAUGUAUGUCAAACCAGAGGGCUCUGCAGAUGAAGAUGAAGAAGAGUACGAGCCGUCAGCAAAGUUCAUGAUGCGACGUAAGCUGCGCAACUACCUGGCCUGGAAACGCGACUUUGGCAAAGUCAGUGCUGCUCUAUUCUCGGAGAACCAGAAAGCCAUCAACAGCAACACAGACAAGAAUGCUCAAAGUGGCGCACGUCCAACUUCUGGUAAGCCUCCGCCUAACAAGCGACGUCGCGUCAGAGGAGGAGGCAACGCAGCAGCUGGUCCUUCAAGAGGUGACACAGGCGCAAUCCGUACAGCCGGAGAUCGUGACGCGCACAUUGCUAGUCUCAUGGCUGAACUAGAGCCCACCGAAGUGGAAGCAGUGCAAAAACUGGGAGAAGUAGGUCUUGAUCCUUUGGAGAAUAUGGAAAGCUACUACGAGCUCUUCGACAUGGACUCGUUGAUCAUCAUACACCCCUACUCUGGAGAUCUAGACGAGCACGUCCUUGACGAAACGAAACCGAGAUAUGUCAUCAUGUACGAGCCAGACGCGGCCUUCAUCCGGCGUAUCGAAGUGUACCGGUCCUCCCACACGGACAGGACCGUCAAAGUAUUCUUCAUGUACUAUGGGGGCAGUGUAGAAGAGCAACGCUACUUGUCGGCUGUCCGACGCGAAAAGGAUGCCUUCACGCGGCUCAUUAAAGAGCGCGCAAACAUGGCUUUUACCCAGAACCCAUCUGCCAAUCUCGCGCCUGAAGAAUCCUUUUUGCGCACAAUUAAUACAAGGAUAGCAGGAGGAGGCCGGCUCGCCGCCACUGCCGAGCCUCCUCGCGUAGUCGUCGACGUGCGAGAAUUCCGCUCGUCACUCCCUUCACUCCUCCACGGCCGGUCCAUGGUAAUCGUCCCCUGCAUGCUCACAGUCGGCGACUACGUCCUCACCCCCCAAAUCUGCGUGGAGCGCAAAUCCAUCCGCGACCUAAUCGCAUCAUUCACCAACGGCCGGCUCUUCAACCAAGUAGAAUCAAUGACAGAACACUACAAACACCCCAUGCUCCUCAUCGAAUUCGACCAAAACAAAUCCUUCACUCUCGAACCCUUUACCGAUUUCUCCGCCCCUGCCGCUUCAAGUACAAACUCCGCCUUCUCAUCAGCAACAACCCCGGACCUCCAAUCCAAACUCGUAAUGCUCACCCUCGCUUUCCCCCGCCUCCGCAUCAUCUGGUCCUCGUCACCUUACCAAACCGCCGAGAUCUUCGCAGAACUAAAGAAACAGCAAGAUGAACCGGAUCCCCUGCGCGCCGUGCAGUUGGGUCUCGAUCCCCAUCUUAGCGGCGAUGAAAUGCGUAGUUUUAAUCAAACGAGUCAGGAUAUGUUGAGGGCGCUGCCGGGGAUCAAUGAGAAUGCGGUUACGGCGCUUAUGCUUAAGAGCGAGAAUAUACUCGAGGUGGCGAAUAUGAGUGAGCGUGAGAUUUGUUGGCUGGUGGGUACGGAUGUGGGGAGGAGGGCGCAUCGGUUUUUGAAUCGGAGUGUGUAUGAGGAUGUGCAGUUGCAGGUGUUUAGUUAG